UUCUACACCUGAGCAGCUACAGCUCAUCAUAGCUGAUGAGCCAUCUGAGGAAGCAAAACACAGAAUUUUGUCAAACACGAUCAAGACUUGAUUAUUAUCAACUAUUAAGAUGGAUAAUGGAAAGCCAACAGCAGAGCCCGACAAAAGCCAGGAGGAGGAGGGGAAUAGUUUGGAUUGGCUCCUUCGAACAGACAGCUCAGAGAUAUUUCCUGUGCCUAUGGAUACCAACGUCCUAUUAUCCAGCAAAUGUGAUGAUAACACCGUUGACAGCGUUUACAGCAAAUCAUUCACCAGGGAGAGUGUGUUUGAAGCAGCAUCUCAGGGGGACACAACUCAACUUGACGGCCUGCUUAACUACCUACGAGUUAAUAAGAAGAAACUUACGAGUCCAGAAUUCACAGAUGAAACAAAUGGGAAGACUGCACUUCUGAAAGCUCUGAUGAACCUGAAAGAGGGCAAAAAUGACACAAUUGAGGUCCUCCUUGAUAUAGCAGAGAAAACUGGAGACUUGGAAAAUUUAAUCAACGCAUCUUACAAAGAUCCUUGCUACAAUGGUCAGACAGCGUUGCACAUCGCCAUUGAGAGAAGGAGCUUUGACCAUGUGAAACUGCUGGUCCAGAAAGGAGCAGAUGUUCAAGCAAAAGCCAAUGGGAAGUUCUUCCAGCGUCAUGCAGGAUUGGGCUUUUAUUUUGGAGAGCUUCCUCUGUCACUGGCCGCCUGCACCAACCAGCCUGAUAUUGUGUCCUUCCUCAUGGAAAACCCUUACACAAGAGCCGACGUGUCUGAUAAAGACUCGCAAGGAAACACUGUCUUGCAUGCCUUGGUGGUCAUAGCGGACAACACGGAAGAAAACACAGAAAUGGUUGCUAAGAUGUAUGACGAGAUCCUUACUCAGCACAGCAGGCUUGAGAAAAAAAGAGAAGUCCAGUUAGAAGCGAUUGAAAAUAAUCAGGAGCUGACCCCUCUGAAGCUAGCUGCCAAGCUAGGAAAAAUUGGGCUAUUCAAGCACAUGUGCCACCGCGAAUUUGUGGAUGAGGAACUGAAGCCGCUGUCCAGGAAGUUUACAGAAUGGGUUUAUGGACCAGUUCACUCCUCACUUUAUGACCUGAGUUCCAUUGACACCAACGAAGACAACUCUGUGUUGGAGAUAGUCAUCUUCGGGAAUGAAAUUCCGAAUCGUCCUGAGAUGCUAAAGAUCGAGCCGCUGUGCAGUCUUCUCCAGAAUAAAUGGGACAGUUUUGCUUCAAAAUUAUUCCUGAUGAAUUUUGUGGUUUACCUGAUAUACCUGUUCAUCUUCACCGCUGUGGGCUUCUACAGAAAGAAAGGACCGCCUCCAUUUCCCAUUGAAGAUGUCCCGCUUGACUACAUUCGUUGCAUUGGUGAGAUCAUCAGUGUCCUUGGAGCAGUGUGGUUUUUCUAUAAAGCGAUUACCAUUUUCAGGAGGAACCCUCCAACCUUCAAGUCUCUGAACACAGAUGGAUUCUGUGACAUUUUGUUUUUCCUGCAGGCAACAUUCCUCCUGAUCUGCACAGUUUUGUACUUCUGUGGGCAGAGAGAAUAUGUCGGACCCCUCGUGCUCUCGCUGGCUCUUGCCUGGAUCAAUGUCCUGUACUACUCAAGAGGCUCAAAACAGAUGGGGAUGUACAGCGUCAUGAUGGAAAGAAUGAUCCUGGGUGACCUGUUUCACUUUUUAUGUGUCUAUGUUUUCUUACUGUUUGGAUUUUCUUUUGCUAUCGUCGCUCUCAUAGACGACUCUUUUGUGGCUAAUAACACGUCUAGCAAUGACACACUGGAACAUGAAGGGAGCUCUGGUGCCGAGCCAUUUAAGUGCGAGACGCCAACUUACAAUAACAUCCGUUUUACAUUACUGGAGAUGUUCAAGUUCACCGUUGGAAUGGGAAACCUGGAGUUUACCGACCACGUUCAGCACAAGGAGGUGUUCUUCAUCCUGCUCAUCUCGUACUUGGUUCUCACCUACAUCCUGCUGCUCAACAUGCUCAUCGCCCUGAUGGGCAACACAGUCAAUAACAUCUCUGAAGAAAAUGAAAACAUCUGGAAUCUGCAGAGGGCUUUAACCAUCCUGGACAUGGAGGGGACUCUGCCAAGGUGCCUUAUGAAUAAACUGAACUCCAGGAAGUCGAAGAUGGUGUGCGUAAGAGGCGAGCAGGACAAGACUCGUCGAUUUUUUAGGGUGGAGGAAAUUAAUUGGAAACAGUGGAGGUCAGACGUUGGUGUUAUGCAGGAGGAGGAUCCCUGGGAUGAUGUGAUGAAGCCACAGCCCCGUGAGCACACUCAUGAGAGUCUGUGGAAUAUCAGUCUUAUUUUGGAGAGGAUUCGAGCCAGACGUCCCCAACCCCGGCAGUCCAGCGUUCCCUAAUUUCAAAAGAGCAUUGACAUACAGAGCAAGAGUUUAAAGUCUGAAUAUUAAGAUUUGGGUUUCAUUCGAGCAUGUAUUUGCAGUCACAGGGGCCCCUCCCUUCUAAAGAAACUUAUAUUGUGCCUCUGGGCCAACAGGCAGUUUGUUUUUGGGUUGUCCCUCCAUUCAUUUGUGCCAUUCUUGGGAACAAAAAAAAAGGCCUUAUGGGAAUGUCUUCAAAUUUGACACAAACAUCCAGUUGGAC
Plectropomus leopardus (leopard coralgrouper) is the source of this 2621-nucleotide messenger RNA. Its product is annotated as transient receptor potential cation channel subfamily V member 1-like. Gene Ontology annotation, molecular function: calcium channel activity; protein binding. Gene Ontology annotation, cellular component: plasma membrane. NCBI's taxonomy places the organism in Eukaryota, Metazoa, Chordata, Actinopteri, Perciformes, Serranidae. The record is from RefSeq and is a predicted model, not a curated record. Gene Ontology annotation, biological process: calcium ion import across plasma membrane.